This is a messenger RNA of Brassicogethes aeneus, 1971 nucleotides long. The record is from the annotation of a GenBank genome assembly. Lineage: Eukaryota; Metazoa; Arthropoda; Insecta; Coleoptera; Nitidulidae.
AAAAUGGCAGAAACUUAGUGUUUGUAUACGGAACAAGUAGUGAAGGUCGGCUUUGUUAGUAAAGUAAUAAGAAGUUUAGAAGCUUUAAAACACAAUUAACAGCGUUUAGUGGGCAGCCCGUCGUAGUGUUGCAUUUAACGAUCGUAAUCAACUAACAGGACUCAUGAAUAACACAAAUUCUUCGGAUUCGAAUGGCAGUAGGAAUUACUUUGUAAAUUUUAACCAGGAUAUCACAUCGUUGGCUGUGGGUUGCAAGAAGGGUUACAGACUGUUCUCGCUGAGCAAUGUCGACACGCUCGAGGAGAUCUACAGCAACGGCACCGAGGACUCCUGCCUGGUGGAGCGGCUGUUCAGCAGCAGCCUGGUCGCGGUGGUGUCGCUGGCCGCCCCCCGAAAGCUGAAGGUGUGCCACUUCAAGAAGGGCACGGAGAUAUGCAACUACAGCUACUCGAACACGAUCCUGGCGGUGAAGUUGAACAGGGCGCGGCUGGUGGUGUGCCUGGAGGAGGCGCUCUACAUCCACAACAUCAGGGACAUGAAGGUGCUGCACACGAUACGGGACACGCCGCCGAAUCCGAGCGGGCUCUGCGCGCUGACCAUCAACAACACGGACAACUGCUAUCUGGCGUAUCCGGGCUCUUCGACCAUAGGGGAAGUACAGAUCUUCGAUGCCAAUAACCUACACGCCAAAACCAUGAUCCCGGCGCACGACAGUCCCCUGGCCGCGCUCGCCUUCAGUCCCAACGGCAGCCGCAUGGCGACCGCCUCGGAAAAGGGCACCGUCAUCAGGGUGUUCAGCGUGACCGACGGCUCCAAACUGUACGAGUUCAGGCGCGGCGUCAAACGCUGCGUCGCCAUAUCCUGCCUCGCGUUCAGCAUGUGCGGCCAGUACCUCAGCUGCAGCAGCAACACCGAGACGGUGCACGUCUUCAAGCUCGAAGAGCCCAAAGACAGCCCGCGACGAAGCGUAGACGAGGGAAGUUGGAUGGGUUACCUGACCAAUUAUCUGCCGACGCAAGUGACGGACGUUUUCAACCAGGGCCGCGCGUUCGCGACCGCCCAUCUGCCCAUUUACGGCGUACGGAACGUCAUAUCGAUAGUAACAAUCCAGAAUCAGCUGAGGUUGCUGAUCGCGACGGAAGAUGGCGUUCUCUACGUCUACAACGUCGACAGCGCGGAGGGCGGGGACCUGACUCUCUACAAAAAGCAUCGCAUCGACGAGUUCGAAGCGGGGGCGGCGGGGGCGGCAUCGGAAGUCGACGGCGCCCGAUCCGAGCCGAAGAACAUCGAAGCAGGAGGUAAUAACUCACUUUGCUAGCGCUUGGUGUUUUUUUUUAUCGCGCACAGGUCGACAAAAUCAAACUUUCCGUUGCUGCAGGUUGGCAAAACAACUCUCCAGGGUAGUUUUGGCACGCCGAACCCAAAAAUGCUAAAUCAGCUCUUGUUUUCGACAAUUAAGAAUCCUGGAUAAUGUAGCUAUGGCUUACAGACUAAAACUCCUCUCGGGUACCGUCAGUAUUACUUCGCAAGCUACUUGCAUUUUGUUGGCGUUAUUCUUCUCUUUCGUCUUCUUUUGCUCUCAUUAUACUUUGAAGGUUAUAAAAUAACCUUAAAAUUGACAUUUGACAGGUUUAUUUUUUUACAAAAGAGGAGUAUAAUGAUUGUUCUUUAAGGUCUCUUUUAAGGCUUGCAAGUCUCUCUGUAAGAAACAACGUUUAAAACGAUUAUUAAUCUGUACAAACCCAAAGCACAAGAAUUGUAAACAUCAAAAAUGGCCGCCAUUGGAUGAUGUGCAGUGUUGCAGUGAUUUUUAGUAUUUUUAGUAUGAGAUUGUGGGUGGUUCAUUGUUUUCUUAAAAAUUAAUUGACACUGACAUUUAUUUGUUGUCAUCAAAUAUGUGUUUGUGAAAUUCUUUAAUAAAAUGGAAAAGGUGCAACUCUUGAGAAAUUGCCAUUUAUUUAGAAAUAUGAU